UAAUUCGGUGGCUAAAUUCAGGGUGCAUUCAUUGACAGAGGGCUAUUCGGACGAUGACUGGCUCUGAAGCUGCUGUUCUCGCCCCCAUCGCGGAGACUUAUGUCUGCGGUAGCCUCUGGUCUAGAUACUACUAGGUCUCAUCUAGUAGGAAUCCGCGACGCUUCGAUGCCACGGGCCUAUGGGCUCCUCCUUCUUCUUCUCCUCCUCCCUGCUCGCACGACCAGCAUCGAGCGAGCGCUUGUCUCACUUUCCAUCCGGGUCUUAUCAUGGCUCGACUCACCGCACGGCAGGGGCAGCGCCCCCCUGGCCGACUUUAGUAGUUCUCAACUCAAUUCCUGUGAUGGUAUCGAUUGGCUGCGUGUCUGAUUUGCCACCGGGCAUGCAAGCCACAGCGGAUAGUCAU
Messenger RNA from Aspergillus neoniger CBS 115656, 403 nucleotides. RefSeq lists its product as uncharacterized. The coding region runs from base 100 to 366 and encodes 88 amino acids. The transcript has a single exon. The record is from RefSeq and is a predicted model, not a curated record. NCBI's taxonomy places the organism in Eukaryota, Fungi, Ascomycota, Eurotiomycetes, Eurotiales, Aspergillaceae.